Molecule: messenger RNA, 8320 nt
Organism: Alligator mississippiensis (American alligator)
Lineage: Eukaryota; Metazoa; Chordata; Crocodylia; Alligatoridae
Gene: PTPRN2
Product: protein tyrosine phosphatase receptor type N2
Exons: 23
Coding region: 111-3275 (1054 amino acids)
Biological process (GO): protein dephosphorylation
Cellular component (GO): secretory granule
Molecular function (GO): protein tyrosine phosphatase activity
Source: RefSeq, a predicted model, not a curated record
AGCGGAGCGGAGCCGAUCCGCCGCCGGGAAGCGACGCCGGCGCGGGCGGCAUGGACUGAGCUGCCCGGGCGGGACGGGGCGCGGCGGCCGCUGCCUGCGAUGGACCAGGCAUGAUGGGGGCGCUCGGCUCCGUCCUCCCGCUGCUGCUGCUGCUGCUGCUGCUGCAGGUCCGAGCCGCCGCCCCAGCCGCCACCGCCGCCAGCUUCGGCUGCCUGUUUGAAGAUGACCUUUGCAAACCUUUUGAGAUCUGCAUAAAUGAUGGAGUGUUUGGGAGAUGUCAACGGGUGCCGGUGAUAGACGUAUAUAAAUACGAAGUUUCACCCCCCAUUCUUCAGCAUCUACGGAUCAUCUUAGAAAAGCUCUCACAAAGAGGUUUUACCUGGCAAGAUGAUUACACGCAACAUGUUAUUGCCCAGGAACUCUCAAGUAUUCAUAAAAUCCACAACUGGCAUCCUGAUGUCUUCUCAUCCGAGGGGUCCGACAUACCAAGGCUUUCAAAGCAGAUUGCUGAUAAUGAAAGGAAUUACGAGCUGGGAAAGGAUGUGAACUUGGCCAAGUCUCUUCAGCGAUAUCUUACAUACCUAGGUAUUCUCACCCAGUCUACCGCUCCAAAUUUAUACCCGAGGAUGAAGAAUGACAAGGCUUCUGUUAAGAAUACCAUCCAGCCUGAUCGUGUUACAUACUACAGGGUGCAAAAACCAAAAGAAAAAGCACCUUUUUUAACCCAUGCAGCAACAUCUCAUCAAACAUAUGCUGAAAAUCCCCCAGGGAGGGCCUUCAGCCCGCCUCAGCCAGACCUGUUCCCACCAGAGUCAGAAGCAGAGUUUGACAGAAAGACACUAAUAGCAGCACUAGAUGAGUACAUCACCCAAAAGAUGGCAGCACAAAACAAUGAUCAAAGCACCGUUGGGAGGACUAAAGGGCCUAGCCUUUAUGCUGAUAGGUUCCAUCCCUCUCACAGCGAUGGUUUUGAUGGAACUUUAGCUACGGAAGAGGCAGAAGAUUUUAGCAUGAAGCAGCUGUUGCGACUGAGGCCAGGUGCUGGAGAGCAAGGGUCAAAUUCAGAGAGGCUGAGUUAUAAAUUUGCUUUUCCCCAGGGAAAUCCAAAGGAUCCUCUGAGUACAGUGGAUGAAACAUUCAUCCAGGAUGUAUUGAAAGACCUGAAGAAACACAAGGUGAAUGUGGAUAAUCUUAGUCCACUGGAAUUGGAUGAGAUAGCUGAUAUUAUUGCUGAUGCCAUUCAAGUUGUUGACGUGGAAAAAGAAAAGGAAAAUGGAGUUGGAAAGGUUGAAGAAGCGAGGACAGAAGCAGAAGUCAAGGAAGUGGAUGCUCAAGGAGGAACAAGAAAGGAUGCCAAUGUUAGCAUUCAAGAUAAUGAAGUACAUGAAGGGGAUGCCAGACCUAAUAAAAAGGACAGUAGUACAAAACUACUGGACUUCUUGAAUGAGAACACAUUAACUGAAAAUCUGCCUGAAGAAUCUUUUAAGAAAAAAACCAAAAAAUCUGAAGAUCCUGAUUCUUCCUCCUCUUCCUCAGAAGAAGUAAAAGCUGGGGUUGAAAUUGUGAAGAGUGAAACCUUCUCAAGAGAACUGACACCAGAGAAAAAAGCUGAAUCUGAACCUGACUCCAAAGAGCUGACUGAGAUCCACUACUGGAUUAAGAAUGUUUUGAUGCAAGAUAAAAGCUCCAGUGAAGAACCUCAGAAACAGAAAGGAGAGGGCCUACAGCUAGAAGUGAAGUCUUCUGAAGAGGAAGAAUAUGGCUAUAUAGUAACAGAGAAAGACCAUCUGAGUGUGGAAAAGGGUUUGGAGUUAAUAAAGGAUGUGGCAGACCUCCUGAAGCUGCAGAUGAGUGCCUUUGAUGAUAUCAAUGUGAUGAAAGGAGCGGUGACCUUCAGAGUACACUCAAAUCUCCAAAACAUUUCCACUGCAGAUGUUACCAAAGCAGCAGCUGUCAACAAAGACAAGCUUGAAAAAGCAACUGGACUGAAAAUCCUGCAGACUGGCAUGGGGGAGAAAAGCAAACUGAGGCAUCUCCCUCAGCAAGCCGAGGAAGAAGACUCCACCAAAUUUAUCGUCCUCACUCUCCUCUCCAUCACCUGCAUUAUUGGGGUCCUAGUCGCUUCCGGGGUCAUCUACUGCCUCCGCCACCAGUCUCAUCACAAACUGAAAGAGAAGCUCUCCACUUUGGGCACAGAUGCCAGCUCCGAUGCCACUGCUGCUUAUCAGGAGCUGUGCCGUCAGCGCAUGGCUGUAAAAUCAUCUGAUCGGCCAGAACCGUUGCAUACAUCUCGCAUAAAUAGUGUCUCUUCGCAGUUCAGUGAUGGGCCCAUUCCCAGCCCAUCUGCUCGGAGCAGUACGUCAUCAUGGAGUGAAGAACCUGUUCAGUCUAACAUGGACAUUUCCACCGGUCACAUGAUUCUGUCCUAUAUGGAAGACCAUCUAAAGAAUAAGAAUCGUCUGGAAAAAGAGUGGGAAGCUCUUUGUGCUUAUCAAGCUGAACCCAAUGUUGCUACCAUUGGACAGAAGGAAGAGAACAUUCAAAAGAAUCGCUCUGAAACUGUAGUACCAUAUGAUCAUUCCAGGAUAUUCUUGAAAGCUGAAAAUAGUCACGACAACUCAGACUACAUCAAUGCCAGUCCAAUUAUGGACCAUGACCCCAGGAACCCAGCAUAUAUUGCUGCUCAGGGCCCUCUUCCUGCUACUGUUGCUGACUUCUGGCAGAUGGUCUGGGAGAACGGCUGUGUCGUUAUUGUCAUGCUGACACCCCUUACUGAAAAUGGAGUCAAGCAGUGCUACCACUAUUGGCCAGAUGAAGGGUCAAAUCUCUACCACAUAUAUGAGGUAAAUCUGGUCUCUGAGCACAUCUGGUGUGAGGAUUUCCUUGUGAGGAGCUUCUACCUGAAAAACCUCCAAACCAAUGAGACCCGAACCGUGACGCAGUUCCAUUUCCUGAGCUGGAACGACCAGAAGGCUCCUGCUUCCACAAGAUCACUUCUAGAUUUUCGCAGAAAAGUAAACAAGUGCUACAGGGGUCGUUCUUGUCCUGUAAUUGUUCACUGCAGUGAUGGUGCAGGAAGAAGUGGAACCUACAUUCUAAUUGACAUGGUUCUCAAUAAAAUGGCCAAAGGUGCUAAAGAGAUUGAUAUUGCUGCUACCCUGGAACACUUGAGGGACCAGAGACCAGGCAUGGUCCAGACAAAGGAGCAGUUUGAGUUUGCAUUGACAGCGGUUGCAGAGGAAGUGAAUGCAAUACUCAAGGCACUUCCACAAUGAGCAAUUCAGUCUCCUUGAGGUUCCCUGAAGAUCCAUCCCUCAUUUCCUUAUCCUCAGUCCAUGUGAAUGUUGUUGGAAACCAUGACCUGACAUUAACUGUGUAUCUUCUAUUGUAACCACAUAGUAAUAGGGUCCUUACAAAUUUCUUUAGCCAGUAAAAGUUCAACAGUUAAAAUGUGUAUUCUGUAUUUUGUUUUCUUAAACUAAAAAAAAAAAAAGAUACAUUGAAGCCUCGGAUUAAGUGACAGAACGUUCUAUCAAAAUCGUUUCACAUCCUCGGAGCUCUGAAUUUCACACUUUGAAAGCACACAUUCAUGUUCUUAAUAGCAAAUAUACAGUAUUGUGGGUAAUUAGUGCAGUCAAUAUAGUCUCAGAAAACAGUGUUCUGUUAUUUUUUGUAACUUCUCAAAGACUGAAUCAGAAGGGUAGGGGACCUGAAAAGGAUUGUGAUUAUUCACACACAGUGUCAAACAAGAGCAUGAAACAAUGCUGAGGGUGUUAGUAAACACAAGUCCAGCCUCCUGUAUAAAGAGCUGGCACCUCUUCAUGCUGGGCUUUGGCAAGCAAAUGUUUUCUUAACUGUUGUUUACUUUUCAAUUUUGCAAUGAAUGGAAGAAAAUCUUAGCACUGAGUAAAUAGGCCUGCACAGUUAGUGCAUCCGAGGAGAACAAGUUGGUCACAUUAAUGGGAACCCAAGUUAUAAAGAGCAAAGCAAUUCUUAUUGUGCACCAUUGACCUAACCAAAAAUGAGAGGAAAAGCCCUAAGCUCAAGAACUGCGUUAUAGGCCCCUGUUAGCAGCCCGGUGAAUGCUCCGAAUUUUUAGAGAAACAGUUUGUUGAUUUUACAGGACUACUGGGGAGGACAUUUAAGCUCUUUUCGUUGUAUUUUUGCAUUAUUUUUUCCUUCUAAACCAGUGCUAUGCCAGUCUGUUUAGGCCAGAAGAGAUAUUUCUGUAAAUGCCUCCAAGGCAUUCGUGGCUGAAGCAACAGUUUUCAAUCUACACAGUAUGAUUCACGUUGAGUUUGUCUCUAUCCAGACAUUGGUUCCAUUUUUUUUUUUGCAAUGUUUCUGUUUUUUCUCCCAUUCAAAGUGAUACAUAUUUUAGCCAAUUACUAUGGGAUGAAGAAACGUGGGGGUAGAAUGUCCAAGAUUCUUGUGUUCUAAAUCCCUACCCCUACUGCCGCAGCGAUGCUAAAAUAUGUCUGUAAAUGGUUUUGUGUGUAAUUGCUGCUUAAGCACAUCCAUAUUUUUGGUUGAUUCAUUCUUUUAAAGGGAAUGAAAACUGCUGAUGGAUAACACUUUGCUUAUUUGAAUGCAAGAAUUACGGGUAAAAUUUUCAAAUGGACUCCUAUUUCCAAGAGUAUCUUUGAAUGAGGUUUAGGUUUUUAACAGUCUAAUUCCCUUUUGGAAAUAGUACUGAGGUGCUUUUGAAAAUUUUACCCCUGUGUCUAGUUUAAGUUUAUAUUUUUUCUAAAAUUACCUGAAAAUGUUGUAUGCUUGUAAUAUGUGCCAGGUUAAAAGUUUGAUUUCAUCAUUGCAAAACAUAUCAGUGGUUUUAAUUUUAAGGUCUUUUAUAGAUUUCUAUUCAAAGAAGAGUUAAAAAUAACAUGGCAGAGUUUUGCUAGAACAGGGCUAAAGUCACCUAUUGGAAUCAAUUACCAUGUCUUAAUUUUGUGUUGUAGGCAUUGAUAUUUGGUGAUUUCUUCUUAUCAAUUAAAGAGUUAUUUCAAAAAGCACCAGAUGUGUUACUUCUUACAUAUAUUUUUGUAUGCUCUUCUUGGUACAUGUUCUUGCUUAAUUUGUAUACCCCAUUACCACGGCAGUGCAAAGCAGUUACUGCAGAUGCCAUCAUCCUCUUAAGUACACAUGCUGUACAUUAAGCCACAUGUUUAUUUUAUAGCAUAAGCAUUUUAGAGCUUUCCUAGCAAUAACUAAAAAAACUAAUGGGGUAUGAAUGAGAAAAUUGCCUUUUUCAUUUGAUAAUUUAGGUUUAACAGGAUUCUUUUAUUACUUCAGCUAACACAGAAUUGCAGAUCAGGGGAGAUUAAAUCUGUUUGAACAAUAUCUGCAAGUGUUUGAAUUAGAUUUACUGUGGAAACAGCAUGCAGCAGCUUUCUAAAAACACAUGUAGCUACAUCCAAAUACUCCUUCCAGCGAUUCAGACUUGGUACAUCAUGUAUGUCACCUUCCCAUUGCCAAAUAGAAUGGCCUCAUACUGCAGGGACUCUGUUGGUACUGACUGCCAAGUACCUUUGGGGUUUAGGUCCUUGUACUGCGAUUUAUCGAUAGCCUCAAAAGUUCUUACUGUCCCAUUGACCCCCCCCCCAACAAAUAAGGUCAACAGUCCUCAGUUCAUCCAGCUUUUGUAAAGCACCACAUGAGCCUUUUCCAAAACGUUACAACUUUUGUUUAACAUGCUAAAAUCCACUUUUUUUUAAGCCAAUUCCUUCAUAAAUAUUUAAUCAUGUUUCAGGUUAAUAACAUAUGGUUGACACCUAUUGAUUCAGAAGUACCUAAAUAUUGAGCUAAAAUACUGGCCCUCAUGUUCAAGAGUUUAUCUAGCUCAUACUUAUAGAAAAUCCCUAUGAAAAGUGAAAAAAGAUUGAAAUUAAGCCAAGGGCUAAGAGAAGCCCACUCAUCACUGCUGAGAUCUAGUGAGAGGGCUGGGGCAUGCUAAACUGAGCACAGAAUUGUACUAUUUCUGUAGGCUUGUAGAUCAGAAUAUAGUUUUUUGUUAAUUUGAUAGUAUAGGAUGGCUUAAACUACAGAAAGAGGCAUUGUUUAGAUUGAGAGUACCUGAAUUUUAAACCCUAUUGGUUUAAUCUUUAAUAAAUAUUGUAGGAUUUUUCCAUAAAGUCAGGAAGUCACUAUGACCUUGAAAGCAGGAUUCACCUUCUAGCUGUCUAAAGACCAUUGCGUAGCAUUAAAAGGUCGUCAGAUUUGCUGGUUUUCCCUAUUCAGAGCCAUCCGAAGGAAUUCAGUUUGUGUAGGAAGUGUUGACAACUAAUCCUCAUAAACCUUUGGCAAAAAGAAUUCUAUUUCCUAUAGUCAUAAUAGAGACUGGACAUACCAGCAAAAAGUGUGUUUCUUUCCCAUUGAGUUAAAUUGCAAUGUCAUGUCUUUCCACUCCAAAGGAGAUUCCAAACUACCUGAUACAAUCUGGAAUCUCAGAAUGGGAAGCGUCGCUUAUUUUUCAGGCCGAGUACUUCCUUAUGCCUUUGGUAACAGUUCACUUAAUCCAAAUAACUUUGCAAUCAUUUUCCUACAUGCGUACACCUCAACUGCACCUCUUGCCCAGACUUCAUUGCUGCCACAAUUCAUCAGCACAUCUAGUAGCCUAGGGCUUUGGUGUGCGUAUUUUGAUUCCAUUUAAGAAAGGGCUCACCUUGGGCCUGUUCCAACAAAACAUCUGCCGUAGGGGAAGAUAGAAUACUAUAAACUUCUGGUCUCAAUAUUUUGUAAAGCAGCCAGAUCAUCGCAAAAAACAAUUGUCCGACAUUGAAAUUUGGGCUAGCAUCUGACUUGUAGGAGUUUACGAAUGAACAGUGAAUAUUUAAUAAUGACACUGGCCAUUGCCUUAAUAAAAAAAAUCCAAUUUACAGAUGCUAUUUGUUCAUUUGAAACUUUAAUUGCCAAGAAUCUAAUAGGAAAAGUGAAGAAAGAUUGAAAUUAAGCCAAGGACUAAGAGAAGCCCACUCAUCAAUGCUAAGAUUUAGGGAGAGGGCUGGGGCAUGUUAAACACCCCUACAUUUUCCAGGUAUGCCACAGAAAGAGAGACCAUUAGGCUGGAAACAUCUUCAUAAAGGCUGUAGGUGCUAAACAUGCUGCAGUCUGGAGUAGCAACACUGAAGUAACAAUGCUAUGACUUGCCACAUGGCAAGAUUCUGAGAGCCAAAGUUUCAUUCCCACUGGUUGCCUAAACAUAGUUGCCUAAAGCCCACUGCUUAAAGUGAAACCCUGGCUCUACUGAAGUCAAGAGGAGUUUUGCCUUUGAUUUCAUAGAAAUUAACAUUUCCCAUGAGCUUUAUCUAACAGUUUUGAAUUGGAUCGUGGCCAGGCUGAAUUUUAGCAAAGCAUCCAGUUCACAAAUCUAGUUCAGGAGCAAAACAAGGCACACACUACUUGCAGUUGUUAUGAAAAAGCUAAAAAGAAAAAGAAAAAAAAUCCACAUCACAAUAACCCUGACUCUAACUCUCUCAAAUACACGCAUACAAAAUCCUAGCACAUCCCCCAGGGAAAUGACAGCAAUAUUACCUAUAAUUUGUGAGUCUGUGCUUUAUUAAUCAAGUAGAACAUUAAUAAAACCCAACCCAUUUAUAAUUAGUGGAAUAGGCAUUCAUUUAAGAAAACUGUUUAUUGGAAUAGAAAACAAGGAUUUGAUUAGCUUUGUUACAGAACAAUAGCUCUCUUAAUUUUCAUCCUGCAUAUUUGUUUAGGAUACAGUCUUAGGAAGCAGUUGUGAUAAUUCACUUUUUAAAAUUGUACAGUUUCUAUGAUUUUUUGCUUUUUAACUGGGAGUACUCUUUGUAUAUUUGAUUAUUAUAUUUUUCUGUUAAAGUAACAUUGGACAUGUGAAAAGUUUUUCCCCACUAUUGUGUAAAGAAAGAAAUAAUGUUGGUUUAUUGUAAAAAAAAUAAAAAUUAAAAAAAUUAAAAAAAAUUAUUUUUAUAUAUAUAUAUAUAUAUAUAUAUAUAUAUAUAUAUAUAUAUAUAUAUAUAUAUAUAUAUAUAUAAAACAAAAAAAUACAAAGCCUUGGCAUACUGAGUCUAGUCAGAGCAUGAUGCUUUUUCCACUACUCUUCAUUUUCAUUAAAAUAAAAAUAAAGAUACACCAGCAAGCUCUCAUUUGAAGAUGUUCUGAUGCAUGCUGUUUGUGCUGUAUUUGGUGGCAUAAUGAUGUUUUGUUUCUUUCUUGUUCAUUCAGUUCUAUUAGAUUCUUUAUAUGUAUAUAAUUAAAACAAAAAAGAUUAUACAAAGUAUUUUGUUCUACCUCUGUAAAAAUCACAUUUGUGAAUAAAGUCACAUUGUCUGUGGAGUAUUAUGAA